Glossina fuscipes is the source of this 323-nucleotide messenger RNA. RefSeq lists its product as uncharacterized. Gene Ontology annotation, biological process: mitochondrial respiratory chain complex III assembly. The record is from RefSeq and is a predicted model, not a curated record. Bases 20 to 253 code for a protein of 77 amino acids. NCBI's taxonomy places the organism in Eukaryota, Metazoa, Arthropoda, Insecta, Diptera, Glossinidae. The transcript has a single exon.
UAAGCAAAUCUUAAAUCUAAUGGCUUCAAAUGUUUAUGUAAAAUCAGUAAUUUGGUUAACUUCAUUAGGUGGCCUAGGUUACGGUUUAAUGGUUCUGACCGAGCCUUCUGAAGAAAAGCUAUCCAAAAUACGAGCCACCACUUCUAGCGCUAAUCUUACUGAGAACGAAAAGAAAAAAGUAUUAUUUUUGAAACGUUUACAAGAAGCUGCUUCAGAUCCUUCGCCUAUAUACAUUAAGAAGAAGGAAAACUAAGAAAAUUGUAAAAUGCAUCACGAAUUAGUAGAUAAUUUGGACGUCGAAAUUCCAACUGCCGUAUCAACAA